GCCUCCAAAGACCACCACCACCAAAGCUACAACCACACAGAGUCCAACCAGAAGUGUGUCAGUGUGUCUGCGUUACAUGACUGACGCUGUGCAGCCAACCUUCCCACUCUUCACUCUCAGUCCAGACACAUCCUCUCUGAGUCUGCAGCGUAGCUUUGACACGUUCAUGCUGUGCUAUUAUGAUUCCUUCAGUGUGGACCUGCAGCCCAUUGUGCACUUAUGGCCAGACAUUAAGCAGGACAUCUGGACCAGUGUCUGCCUCACUGUGGACACCAGUAAGAGUGUGGUCCAGAUGUUCAGUGGCGGGUAUAUGAGCCCCAGGAAGGUGAUGCCUUAUCAGUAUGUGUGGUCAGGCGAGCCUGUGAUUAGUUUCCCAGGUUUUGAUGGUCAGCUGACAGACGUCCAGGUGUGGGACUAUCCUCUGCGAUAUAAAGACAUCUUCUACUACAUGAGCAGAAGUUAUUACGGGUCUUACAGCGGCUCCGUCAUCUCCUGGUCCUACAUCAGAUACGAUAACAGAGGAAGGGCAGUCUUGGAGGACAACUUUGACAUGCGAGCAAAAGUUGAGCAAGAGAGUAGACGGAAGGAAAAGAAGAUGAGAUUCUUUAGUGUGGAGGAAAACAAGCUGCUGCUUUAAUGACAGAAGAUGAAACUGUCCUGUGAAGCUGAGAUGUCUCUUUUCCCAGUGGCUAAAAACUGGAGGGUGGUCCCCUUCUUCCCCUUCUUCUUUUGUAUUAAUGUAUAUAUCAGAGUUCACUUCAUGCAACUGUACAGUGUAAUCCAUUAUCUUUUAUCUUUUGUUUCACCAGCCUUUUUUGUUUUUGUUUGUUUUUUCGAUCAUAAUCACUUGAAAUCUGAAAUGUCAGUGGAAGUUUUCACAGAGGUGAAGGCUGAGGUUAAAUUUCCCUUUGACUUCUAAAGGACAGUCUUUUUGAAGCUACGGGAGUUGCCAUAUGAAAAAUUAAAAUUUAAUGCACUGGCAAAAUUCCCGACUGUGAAUAUUUAAUCUCUUAUUUUACUUGGAAGUUUUACUUUUAAAAUAUGAAACACCAUAAGAAAAAACAACAAUGCAGCUCAAAUUUAUAAAGGAAUUCUGCUGUAGUCAGAGAAACCUGUCAGCAAGACUUACUGGGCUUACCCUGUAAAGGAAAUGAAGAAAUAAUUUACUUUAUGACUUAAAUAUCUAUCUA
Molecule: messenger RNA, 1190 nt
Organism: Pundamilia nyererei
Lineage: Eukaryota; Metazoa; Chordata; Actinopteri; Cichliformes; Cichlidae
Product: jeltraxin-like
Exons: 4
Coding region: 77-637 (186 amino acids)
Source: RefSeq, a predicted model, not a curated record